AUGGCCUUAAGGCCUCUGGAACUCAUUCUGUCUCAUCAAAACAAUUACCUCCUUUCUUCGAUCCUCAUCUCGUCGUCUUAUCUUUCGUCCAAUCUCUCUCCUCCAUUUCCUCCCGUCACUUUCCUCCGACGAAUCGCUUCCCGGGCCCCUUUCUUUGUUUCACAGCGUCAGAAACAGAAGGAGAAGAAUCAGCCGCCGUCGCCACCACCGCCACAGUCGAAUCGCCUUCGGCCGUCUUUUUCCUUAUCGGAAACGCUGGCUCAGAAGAUCGGAAAAUCUAUUCGGCGCCCCGGCGCCCCUUCCAAGGCUAGGGUUUACUCCGACAUCAAUGUGAUCCGUCCGAAGGAGUAUUGGGACUACGAGUCUCUCGCCGUCCAAUGGGGGGAGCAGGAUGAUUACGAGGUGGUGAGGAAGGUUGGAAGGGGGAAAUACAGCGAGGUUUUUGAGGGCGUUCACUCCACCGAUAAUGAGAAAUGCAUUAUAAAAAUCCUUAAACCCGUGAAGAAGAAGAAGAUCAAGAGGGAGAUUAAAAUACUUCAGAACCUUUGUGGCGGGCCAAAUAUCGUGAAAUUGCUCGAUAUUGUUAGAGAUCAGCAAUCGAAGACUCCAAGUCUAAUAUUUGAAUAUGUGAAUAAUACAGAUUUUAAAGUGCUCUAUCCCACACUUUCUGACUUUGAUAUUAGAUAUUAUAUAAAUGAACUUCUGAAGGCAUUGGAUUACUGCCACUCUCAAGGUAUUAUGCAUCGUGAUGUGAAGCCCCAUAAUGUCAUGAUUGAUCAUGAGCAGCGUAAACUUCGACUUAUAGAUUGGGGCCUUGCAGAAUUCUAUCAUCCUGGGAAAGAAUAUAAUGUUCGUGUUGCUUCGAGAUAUUUUAAAGGUCCUGAACUUCUUGUUGAUUUGCAAGACUAUGAUUACUCUUUAGAUUUGUGGAGCCUUGGUUGUAUGUUUGCUGGAAUGUAUGCUUUUGCAAAUUCUGUGUUACGCAAAAUAUGCCUGGACAUAUCAAUUGGUGGACCUCCUCUCUAUCAAGCUGCAGCCCAAAGUUAUCCCCGAAAGAUGUGCAGUAUAUUAGUGGAUUUUGAUCUGCGGGCAUGUCAUCUAUGGGACCAUGGGUGGCUGAUGAUAUUCCGGAAGGAGCCAUUUUUUUAUGGGCAUGAUAAUCAGGAUCAACUGGUCAAAAUUGCUAAGGUAUUGGGGACAGACGAAUUAAAUGCUUAUCUAAACAAAUAUCGCCUAGAUUUAGACCCCCAUCUUGCGGCCCUUGUUGGGAGGCAUAGCAGGAAACCAUGGAUGAAGUUCAUUAAUGCUGACAAUCAACAUUUAGCUGUUCCUGAGGCAAUUGACUUUGUUGACAAGUUGCUGCGAUAUGAUCAUCAAGAAAGGCCAACUGCAAAAGAAGCAAUGGCCCAUCCUUAUUUCUAUCCCGUAAGAAAUGCAGAAAGCAGCAGAAUUCGUGCCUAG
This is a messenger RNA of Ilex paraguariensis (yerba mate), 1461 nucleotides long. The record is from the annotation of a GenBank genome assembly. Lineage: Eukaryota; Viridiplantae; Streptophyta; Magnoliopsida; Aquifoliales; Aquifoliaceae.